UGAAAACAUUUUGGUUCAAAUUAGUUUUCCUUCCUCCGAGGAGACACGUGACAGCCCUGUUCCGUGGUAACACGCAGCAGAUUUGAAGAGGAUGAGCUUGCAGGCCGAUCUCCAACCGGCGGGCGUCGCUGUUUCUCUCUGAUGAAAACAGCAGGACACCAGGCGGUGAUGAGUGCAUUCAUGAAAUCUUCCCGUAGGUGGUCGCGCCUAUUGAAUGUUUGACUACGAUAUUGAUUAGAAUACUGGUGCAUUAUGAGAAAAAAAUCAAACAAAAACUUGUUCAUCAUCAUUCUCUGCCUCUGCAUCCACCUCCGCGUCCCACCUCUUGCAUCCAAUUAUCGCAGAGGGCUGGACCCAUUGCCGGACGGAGACUCAUGAUAGGCUGCCUCAGCUGCCAAUCAACGCACCCCGUCCUGUAGCCUCCUGUUGGCGAAUACAGUCCCAACACCAGAAGUCAGAAAGUCAAAUUUCACCAGGAGGACUUCAGGAGAAAGGUACAUGCGUCCGGUGCAGUCCGAGCGCGCUCACCCUGGUUUUAUAAUAACGUAGAGUCAUUCAACUCAUUUGUUUUUCUAGGACGUUUCUUGUUCAUGUUGGUUUCUGGCAAAGGAAGAGGGUUAAUUGGAUUUUUGGGGGACUUGUUGGCUCCUUUCUCCGGGUGUUUUUUGCGCACCGUUCCAGGUUUGCGCACCUGAGUCUGCCGCCGUUUGCGCAGCGCCAACAAUGACUUCCAUGCCUCUGAGCGACUGAACCAUGCUGGUGACUUCGCCCGCCGGCGACAUGCUUGCUGUGGUGAACCUCGGCGAACGCGCUCACUGUGGAAUAACCCGCGGAGACGUCCAGGUGCCAUCGUCGGGCAGAGCCGAUGUGUCCGUUUGGAGGAGCGCACCCGCUCGUUUGACGCCCGCUGGGAUUUGACAGAGAGCGCGCGGCAGUGUGGGGGAUGCAAGAGAACCCAUAGAGAGAGAGAGAGAGAGAGAGAGACGAUCCCCCCGUAACUCUCACCUGGAUUCGAGUCGGGGCUGCCCGGAGCCAUGGCCUCGGAGGUGGUGUGCGGGCUGGUCUUCAGGUUACUGCUGCCGCUGUGUCUCGCAGCUGCUUGCCUGUUCAGGUACAAUGCCCUGUCCUUCGUCUACCUCAUCUACCUCCUGCUCAUUCCGCUCUUCGCCGAGCCCACGUGCACGUCGAUGCAGGGCCACACAGGGCGUCUGCUGCAGUCCCUCUGCCUCACCAGCAUGUCCUUCCUGCUGCUCCACAUCAUCUAUCAGAUUACCGUCAACAGCCUCCUGGCCGGGAACUCCAUCAGCUCCGACUUCAACUGUUCCGCGUGGGAGAAAUCCAUAAGACAAAUUGGCUUCGAGAGCGUGAUUGGCGCAGACGCGGGGAACGGCAUCCGCGUGUUCAUCCCGGACAUCGGCAUGUUCGUGGCCGGCCUGGCCAUCUGGCUGCUGUGCCGCAGUCUGGUCCAGAAGAGGCCGCCCGAGGAAAUGGCGCAGUACAACACGGACUUCGCAGCAGAGGAACAGGAGGAAGAGGAGAAGCUGAGCCUGGACGACAACAUCCUGCUGGAGGAGGACUUCGAGGCCGGGUACGAGGCGGAGGAGGACGAGGACGAGGACGACGAGGAGCUGGAGGGGGAGGAGGAGGAGGAGGAGGAGGAGGAGGAAGAGGAGGAGGAGAAGGAGAGCACAAAGAUGAAGGUCCUGAGAACAGUGCAGGAGGUCGCAUCCAAAGUGAAGGAGAUCAUCGGGAACCUGAUCACCACUGCGGGGAAGGUGGUGGUCACCAUCUUGUUGGGCAUCACUGGCGUCAUGCUGCCCUCGAUGACCUCGGCCGUGUACUUCUUCAUCUUCCUCUUCCUGUGCACCUGGUGGUCCCUGUGCCGCACCUUCGACACGCUCAUCUUCAGCUGCAUGUGCGUCCUGAUGGCCAUCUUCAGCGCCGGACACCUCAUCAUCCUCUACCUCUACCAGUUCCAGUUCUUCCAGGAGGCCAUCCCACCGGGCGACGGCUACAUCAGCGCGUUCGGCAUCUCCCCCAUCGUGCAGAGCAACUGCUCCUACACAUGGAAGCUCAUGGUGCACCCGGAGCGUAAGUGGUACCACUUUGUGAGUCCCAUCAUGCUGCUGAUCCUCUACUACACCCUGGCCACGCUCAUCCGCCUCUGGCUGCAGGAACCCAUCGAACAGCUGACGGACGACAAGGACGGCGACGUGUGCGAGGAGGAGGAUCUGGUCGGAAACAGGACGAGCAACUCGGCCAACAGGAAGAGGCAGCUGUGGUGGGGGUCGCGCCAGGGCACCGAUGAGAAAAACCUCCUCUCCAUGCAGGAUGGCAUCAGUACAACUGAGGCCGUGCCCACCUCAAACGGGACGUCCUUCGACUUUGUCACAGUCGAGAAUGGACCGGUCUGUCUGGACUUGUACUCCACCCCCCAGUACAAAAUGGACCAGCCCAAUGGAGAGAAAAAGGACGAGGGUGUGUACGAGGUGUGUCUGCCCCCGGAGGACCCGGCCUUCGACGGAGGAGAGGAGAAGUCCGAGGAAGGCGAGGACGGGAUCAAGCAGAGAGGAGUCGGUGCGAUGGUCAAAGUCUUCCACUUCGUCAUGAAACAGAGCUACAUCUGCGCUCUCAUAGCCAUGAUGGCGUGGAGCAUCACAUACGUCAGCUGGCUGACGUUCGUCUUCCUCAUGUGGUCGUGCAUGCUGUGGAUGGUGAGGGACCGCAGGCGCUACGCCAUGGUGUCGUCCCCCUUCAUGGUCGCCUACGGCAACCUGCUGAUAGUCCUGCAGUACAUCUGGAGCUUCGAGGACAUGCCUGAAGUCCCAGGGUUCUUUGUCAAGAAGAGAAACCCCUUCCACUCACUUUCAUCCAAGGUUCUGUGUCUGCUGAGCUUCUGGCUGCUGCUGAGACAAACGCUCACAGAGCGCUGGGAGAAACAGAGGGAGGACAGCGCCGGACUCUCAGACGUUCAUGUGGUGGAUCAGGAGAAGAGGGAGGAGGAGGAGUCCGAGGAGCGCGGCGAGCAGGACAUCAUGCAGGUCCUGGGCAACAUGGUCAUGGCUCUGCUGGUCAAGUACUGGAUCUACAUCUGCGGCGGGAUGUUCUUCAUCGUCAGCUUCGAGGGAACCAUCGUCAUGUACAAGAUCAUCUACAUGAUGAUGUUCCUCUCGUGUGUGGCGCUUUACCAGGUGCACUACGAGUGGUGGCGAAGGAUCCUGAAGUACUUCUGGAUGUCGGUGGUGAUGUACACCAUGCUGGUCCUCACUCUGGUCUACACCUUCCAGUUCAAAGGCUCGGUGGAGUUCUGGUCCAACAUGUUGGGCAUGGACAAGCAGAGCUUGAAGGACCUGGGCCUGGAGCAGUUCACGGUGGCCAAGCUGUUCACCAGGAUUUUCAUCCCUACUUCCUUCCUGCUGGUGUGUAUUCUCCACCUGCACUACUUCCACGACCGCUUCCUCCAGCUCACGGACCUCCAGGCUGUGGUGGCCAAAGAGGAGAGCACGAUCUACAGGCUGGUGCACCUGGACAGCAGUCUGGCCGACCUCACCAUGCUCAGCGCCAACUCGGUGGACGCGGCGCUGCCCAGAGAGCGGGAGGAGCCGCAGCAGCAGCAGCCGCAGCAUCAGCAGCAGGAGGAGGAGGUGGAGGAGGAGGAGGAGGAGCAGGGCGGGUGGGAGACGGAGAAGAAGCAGGCCCUGGUGGUGGCGAUGGACGCCACCGACGCCACUGGCGAGAAGCCCGGGAGCCUCUCCGACCCGCGGCCGUCCAGCACGGACGAGAGCCACCAGUGCAGCACGGGGACCGAGCCGGAGCCGACCACGGAGCAGAGCUCAGAUCUGAAAAACAAGUGGCACCUGGUGGUCGACCGUCUGACUGUGCUCUUCCUCAAGUUCCUGGAGUAUUUCCACAAGCUGCAGCUGUUCAUCUGGUGGCUGCUGGAGAUCCACAUCAUCAAGAUCGUGUCCUGCUACAUCGUCCUGGUCUCCGUCAAAGAGGUGACUCUGUUCAACUAUGUCUUCCUGGCGUCUUGGGCCUUCGCCCUGCCCUACAGCCAGUAUCGGCCCCUCGCCUCCAGUGUCUGCACGGUGUGGACCUGCGUCGUCAUCGUUUGCAAAAUGUUGUACCAGCUGAAGUCCAUUCACCCGCCCUCCUACUCCAGGAACUGCUCUUUGUCAGGGAACUACUCAGUCGACCAGAAGACCGAGCUGCAGGAGUCUCUGCUCUACGAGGGACCUCUGGAUCCAACCAACUGGGUGGGCUUGGACAAGUCUGACGAUCUGCUGGGCUACCUCCGGAACAACCUGUUGAUGUUGGCCCUCUUGGCGUUCGAGGUGACCAUCUACCGCCACCAGGGAUACUUCAGACUGAGGAACAAGCUGUCGCCCCCCGCCGCCCGGAUCAUCUUCCACGACAUCACGCGGCAGCACCUGGACACCGGCAUCGUCAGCUUCAUCAAAUACUUCAUCAACUACUUCUUCUACAAGUUUGGACUCGAGACGUGCCUGCUGUUGGUGGUCAACGUCAUCGGGCAGCGUAUGGACUUCUACGCCAUGCUUCACGGCUUCGCCCUGAUAGCCGUCAUGUACAGGCGAAGGAGGAAGGCCAUCGCCGAGAUCUGGCCCAAGUACUGCUGCUUCCUGGCCUGCAUGCUCACCGUGCAGUACUUCGUCUGCAUCGGGAUCCCACCCGCGGCCUGCAAAGACUAUCCCUGGAGGUUUCCCAGCUCUUUCACAGACUCCAACGUGGUCAAGUGGCUCUACAUUCCAGAUUUCCGCAGCAGGCCCAAUUCGUCGUUCCUCGUCUACGACUUCAUGUUGCUGCUGUGCGCCUCCCUUCAGAGGCAGGUGUUCGACGACGAGAACAAGGCGGCGGUCCGCAUCAUGGCCGGAGACAACGUGGAGAUCUGCCGGGACCUGGACGCCGCCUCCUUCAGCGUCCACAACCCCGUCCCCGACUUCAUCCACAGCAGGUCGUACCUGGACAUGCUGAAGGUCAUCAUGUUCAGCUACCUGUUCUGGUUCGUCCUCACCAUCAUCUUCAUCACGGGCACCACGCGCAUCAGCGUCUUCUGCAUGGGAUACCUGGUCGCCUGCUUCUACUUCCUGCUCUUCGGCGGGGACCUGCUGCUGAAGCCGAUCAAGAAGAUCCUGCACUACUGGGACUUCCUGAUCGCCUACAACAUCUUCGUCAUCACCAUGAAGAACGUGCUAUCGAUCCUGGCGUGUGGCUACAUCAACACGCUGAUCGAGAAGCAGUGCUGGGCGAUCCAGCUGCUCAGUCUGGCCUGCACCAUCAACGGCUAUAACAUCAACACCGACCAGGAACAUCUGGCCCCCGAUCAGCGCUGUGAGCUGCCGAGCAACGAGGCCGGCAUCAUCUGGGACAGCAUCUGCUUCGCCUUCCUGCUGCUGCAGAGACGGGUUUUCAUGAGCUACUACUUCCUCCACGUGGUGGCGGACAUCAGGGCGUCGCAGAUCCUGGCGUGCAGAGGAGCUGAGCUCUUCCAGGCCACCAUAGUGAAGGCGGUGAGAGCCCGACUGGAGGAGGAGCGCAAAUCUGUGGAGCAGCUGAAAAGACAGAUGGAGCGCAUUAAAGUGAGGCAGCAAAAGUUUAAGAGGGGCAAGGAGAAGAUGCUUAGCAUGGCGCAGGAGUCCGGAGAAGGACAGAUGCUCGUCCAGCCCGAGGAGGAUGACGACGACGGAGCACAGCGAACGAAAACCAAGACCAAAAAAAAGCAGUGGUGGAGGCCGUGGGUUGACCAUGCGUCCAUGGUGAGAAGUGGAGACUAUUACUUGUUUGAAACCGACAGUGAGGAGGAAGAGGAAGAGGAGGAGAAAAAGGACGACGAGCCCCCGAAGAAGUCAGCGUUUCAGCGAGCUAUCGGGAAGUUUGUCUCUGCCGUGCUGGCUCUGCCCAGGUCUAUCAUUAAGCUGCCUAAAACCAUUCUGCAGUACGUAGCCAAGGCAGGCAAGUUCCUGUACCAUGCCUGGAUCACGGACCCCAAGGCUGCGCUGAGGGCCCGGGGCAAAGAGAAGCGCAAAUUUUGGAAGAAAUACACAAAGGGAGUCCGAAGCAGGAAAAGUAAGAAGGAUGCGGGUCACGUGACCAUAGAAGUUGGUGAGUCGUCUGAUGGACAAGAAAAGGGAGAGGAUAAAAAGUCUGCCGGUCCAGACAACAUCAUCAAGCGAGUGUUCAACAUCAUAAAGUUCACCUGGGUGCUCUUCCAGACGACGGUGGAGAGCUUCACCAGGUGGAUGAAUGACAUGUGCAGGGAGUACAUCGACAUCUCCACCGUGCUGCGGAUAGAGCGCUGCAUGCUGACGCGGGAGGUCAAAAAGGGCAACGUGCCUUCCAGAGAGAGCAUCCACGUCUACUACCAGAAGGCCAUGAGGCUCAACAUGUCCAGGCAGGCCAGCAUGGAUCAGCUCAGUGAGGACGAGUCGGCCUCCGGCUCCACCAGAAUGCGAAGGAGGCGCGGAGGCUACCCCAUGGAGAGCCAGGACUCGACGGCCUCCAGAGACAGCAUCUCCAGCGCCGUCACCGAGGCCACCACGCUGUUCUCCCGCCAGUCCACACUGGAGGACCUCGACGGGAUGCCGGAGUGCAUUCCCAAAACCAGCGAGCGGGCCAGGCCCAAGCUGCGUAAGAUGUACAACCUGGACGCGUCCAACUCGUCAAUGGACAGCGCCAGCAGCUUCAUAUCCAGUGAAGUGACCCAGUGCGUCACGCUCUACUCCAGACAAGGCACCACGGACACUAUAGAGGAAGUGGAGGACGAGCAGGACCAAGGGGAAGACAAGCAGCACGUUCCCUGGGAGUCCCAAGAGCUGGACGACAGUCCGCCGGAGGACGGCCCCUGGAGCGAACCGCCCAGGGGGAGAGACGGGGAGGACGGCGAGGGGCUGCGGGGCGAGGAGGCCGCGGAGGAGUUAGCGGAACCAACCAGCCAGGUGAGACGAGGAGCUCCCUGGGAGUCCUUCGGCGCAGACGAGGGCUCCUCCCUCAGGGCGGAGGAGGCAACGUGUGCCCCUUCUGUCCAGGACAGAGACUUCCACACUGAGAGCGAGGACGGAGGAGGGCAGCAGGACUUCAUGCCGACGGGGGGCCGAGGGGGGCUGCUCUACACCCCGGACACGGACGCCUCCAAGGCGUCCGACGCCGACGUGCCCCCCAGCUACAGCAAGGCGGUCAGCUUCGACCGCCUGGACGUCAGCGACGACGAGAGCGACAUGGAGCGGAAGCGGCGCAUGGUCAUGACCUCUGACAGCCACUCGGACAGCAGGUCGGACAUCGUGUUGCCCUCCAUGACCACCGAGCUGACGGCCAGCGAACUGCUGCUCAACAAGAUGUUUUAUGACGAGGAGCUGGAGCAGUCCGAUAAAUUCUACAAUGGCCAGCCGCUGAUCCUCCAGCUCUGCUACGCCCUCUACAACAUGCUGGUGGCCCACUCCGAGAUGGUGUGCUACCUGGUCAUCAUCAUCAACCACAUGGUGUCGGCGUCCUGCGCCACCCUGGUCCUGCCCAUCUCCAUCUUCCUCUGGGCCAUGCUGUCCGUGCCCCGGCCCAGCAAGCGCUACUGGAUGACCGCCAUCGUCUACACUGAGGCCACUAUCGUCAUCAAGUACUUCUUCCAGUUCGGCUUCUUCCCUUUCAACCAAAACAAGAUCGACAAGAACAAGCCGUACCACCCCCCCAACAUCAUCGGCGUGGAGAAGAAGGACGGUUACGUCCACUACGACCUGGUUCAGUUACUGGCUCUCUUCUUCCACAGGUCCAUCCUGAAGUGCCACGGGCUGUGGGACGAGGACGACCACCAGGACAAGAGAGAGCCUCCUCGUCAGAGCGAGUCCGAGGACGAGGGGCGAGACAGGGAGGAGAGCGAGAGGGAGCCGGAAGGCGCCUCCUCGCUGAUCAGCGAGAGGAUGGGCUCCACGAACACCUUGAGGUCCAUCAACUUCGGGACGUCCGUCGACUCGGGACACGUCCAGGUGCACCUCCCGCAGCAGCAGACCUACCAGCGCCGCAAGAGCUCCAGCGGCGGCUCGCACAUCUCUCACCGAUCCCUGCACUCCGCUGCGAGAUCAAAAAGAGGAAGCACCGCUUCUCACAACAGCAGCCGCAAGGACGGCAGCGAGGCCGGCGUCCACCAGAAGACCCGCAAGCAGAUGAUGAUGGAGAAGCUGAGGGAGCAGCUCUAUAAAGGAAAAGCUUUCAUCAUCAAGCGGUUCAUGGAGAUCUACAUUCCCAUCAGGCAGUUCUUCUAUAACCUCAUCCACCCCGAGUACAGCGCUGUCACCGACGUCUAUGUGCUGAUGUUCCUCGCCGACACCGUCGACUUCAUCAUCAUCGUGUUCGGAUUCUGGGCGUUUGGUAAACACUCGGCGGCAGACAUCACCUCGUCUCUGUCGGAGGAUCAGGUGCCGGGACCCUUCUUGGUCAUGGUGCUGAUCCAGUUCGGGACGAUGGUGGUGGACCGGGCCCUCUACCUCAGAAAGUCUGUGAUGGGCAAGGUCAUCUUUCAGGUCUUCCUGGUCUUUGGCAUCCACUUCUGGAUGUUCUUUAUCCUGCCAGGAGUCACUAUGAAGCGUUUCAGUGAGAACAUAGUCGCUCAGAUGUGGUAUUUCGUCAAGUGCAUCUACUUCGGGCUGUCGGCCUAUCAGAUCCGCUGCGGUUAUCCCACCCGCGUUCUGGGAAACUUCCUCACCAAGAGCUACAACUAUGUCAACCUCUUCCUGUUUCAGGGUUUCCGCCUGGUGCCGUUCCUGACGGAGCUGCGAGCCGUGAUGGACUGGGUGUGGACCGACACCUCCCUGUCUCUGUCCAGCUGGAUCUGCGUGGAGGACAUCUACGCUCACAUCUUCAUCCUCAAGUGCUGGAGGGAGUCCGAGAAGAGGUACCCUCAGCCCCGAGGCCAAAAGAAGAAGAAGGUGGUGAAGUACGGGAUGGGCGGCAUGAUCGUGAUGCUGCUCAUCUGCAUCGUCUGGUUCCCGCUGCUUUUCAUGUCGCUGGUCAAAUCCGUAGCCGGAGUCAUCAACAAGCCGCUGGAUGUCACGUUCGAGAUCACCCUGGCCGGCUUUCAGCCCAUCUUCACCAUGAGCGCUCAGCAAAAACAACUGCAGAAUAUGACGGCGGAGGAAUUUGCGAAAUUUACCAAGAAGUAUUUUGGUGACGACGGAGCCUUGCAGUGGCUGGAGAGCUACAUGCCAGACGACCUGAUCGUCGCUCAGCUGAAGGGCAGCUCCAACUCUCUGUGGACCAUCAGUCCGCCCAGCAGGAAGAACUUGAUCGAGAUGCUGGACUCCGCGGAAGAAUUCCCCAUCACCGUGACCUGGACCGUGCAGAGGAACCUCAGCCUCGGUGCCAAGGCUGAGACGGCGUCUGGAAAACGAGUGACGUCUCUGGACAAGAAGACGAGGCGGGAGCUCAUAGCGCUCCUCAAUGGGACGGACGGCGAAUCACACGUCAUCCUCACAAACAUCUUCCCUCGUUAUAUUCGAGCCCCCAGUGACUCAGAUGCCAAACCCGUCAUGCAGUUCUACAAAGAUGAAGUUAUGAUGGACAUAAAUUUGACCUUGAAGCGACCUAAGAGUGUCUCAAACCAGUCCCAGGAGUGGUGGAUCGUCAACCAGACGGAGCUCGGCCCGAUAGAAAAGAGGAGUCCCAAAAAUAUGUACGAAGCCGGUCUGGAGCUCUACGUGUUCAGCGACCAAGUCAGUCCGCCCAGUUUGGGUUUCCUGGCCGGAUACGGGAUCAUGGGCCUGUACGCCUCGGUCGUUCUGGUCAUCGGCAAGUUCGUGCGCGAGUUCUUCAGCGGCAUUUCCCACACCAUCAUGUUCGAGGAGCUGCCCAACGUGGACCGCAUCCUCAAGCUGUGCACCGACAUCUUCCUGGUGCGGGAGACGGGGGAGCUGGACCUGGAGGAGGACAUGUACGCCAAACUCAUCUUCCUCUACCGCUCGCCAGAGACUAUGAUCAAGUGGACCCGGGAGAAAACUCAGUGAUGGGGGGGGGCGGGGGGCGACGACGGGGGGACGGGGGGACGUUCAAUUAAUGAAGGCUUUCCUUUCGGUGAUGCUGGGCGGCGCGAGCCGCUGUCUCAGCCCGCGUGCCAGCUGAGGGAGCACGAAGCAGCCGAGGGCCGCGUCUGUCCCGCUCAACGCAGCUCUGAGGGCGGGGACGCAGCGUUGGCUCCACACAGAAACACUCUUUUGCGUUAUGAACUGGUAUUUUUUUACAACUCAACUGAAGAAAAACAGCAACAAAUUGCAGUCGUAUUCACCAAGAAUUGAGCACAAAAUUUGCCGGUGCUUUAUUUGUCUCGCAGAACCCGGCUUGGUUCGGAUGGAGAUGGACCAUUCCUUUUUUGGGGCACAAUUUUGCCCAAGUUAUGAAAAAGUCUUAUCCCUAAUAUAAAAGGUUAGAUUUAUAUAUAUAUUUAAAAAAGAGAAGAAAAAAACACCUCGCUGCUCCUCGCGCCUGCCGUCUUACAUUUUCACAAUAGCGCAGCGGGCGGAGAGAAGCGCGAGCUGGCUGCCACACUACACUUCAAGGGCUUCCCACCAUAAUGUAACGUGCACAAUAAUGACCACAUGAGCACAAUCUUGUAUUUUCCCCAACUGGAACACUUUGAUUGUGGGACUGUGCAGUACCGAGCUCUCAUCUCCCCCCACUUUUUUUUCCCCGUUUGUUUUUUUUCAAAACAUCCGAGGCCACGCGGGAACCUCCGCAGAGACGCGACACAGAAGGCGUCGGACAGUCUUUCCUCGCCGUAUUUUGUUUGUACGAGACGAACUGAAACUCUUAUGAACUCCAUAUCUUUCUCAGGAAGAGCUGUUUUCACAGAUAAUUGUACGUGUUCUAUGUCACAUCGUGUAGGCUUUGACGGCUUCGAAAAAAGAAUGCGAGGUCGGAGAAAAAGUCGAGAACUGUUUAAAUGGCAUGAAGCUUAAUGUGGACGGUGUUCAGAUGGCAGAGGACGCACAAGGGGACGCACAAGGGGACGCCGUGUGAGGCUGCGUCGAGACAGCACAUUUUUUUUCGCUGUGGACGCGUUUUUUCCCCCCCCCUCACACAGAAUGAGAUUAAUUGCCAAUCACCCAUGUUCCGGGUCAUCCGGCGGGUUUGGCUCGAGUCGAAACCAGCAGAGGGCUGUUUCUGAAUCAGGGUAACGUGCAUCAGGGAGUAGACUCUUGCACAUCACCUGUGAACCUCUGGCUGUUUUUAACAUUCACACUCACGAACACUGUGGCGCCCACAGCUGUGCAUUCAGUCAUCGGGGAAGAAAUGAUAAAAUGAUUAAAAGAAAAAAAAAAAGCGACUCCUCACGUGAAAGGGCUGAAACAUUGACGCCCUUUGGUCCAAUCUAUGCAUUAGAGGACACUGUAGCAUGAAAGAGAAACUUCAUUAUUAAUUUUCAUUAUGUGUACAUUCAAGUUUAAGGAGAAGGGGAGGAGGAGGAGGAAUGAAAUGUGAAAUUGUUACCUGUAUGUUAAGGCAAUGUGGUAUUAUAGAGGUCCAGAGGUCUGCGAAUAAAACAUCUGGAAAGGUUGA
Messenger RNA from Scophthalmus maximus (turbot), 11553 nucleotides. Its product is annotated as piezo-type mechanosensitive ion channel component 2. The transcript has 54 exons. Lineage: Eukaryota; Metazoa; Chordata; Actinopteri; Pleuronectiformes; Scophthalmidae. The record is from RefSeq and is a predicted model, not a curated record. The coding region runs from base 1035 to 10004 and encodes 2989 amino acids.